Messenger RNA from Phytophthora sojae, 1644 nucleotides. RefSeq lists its product as hypothetical. NCBI's taxonomy places the organism in Eukaryota, Oomycota, Peronosporomycetes, Peronosporales, Peronosporaceae. The record is from RefSeq and is a predicted model, not a curated record. Bases 1 to 1644 code for a protein of 547 amino acids. The transcript has 2 exons.
AUGGGCACUCCCACCUCUGUCGAGCGUUCCUCGCUCUCGUUCGUCGCACCGGUCGGCCCGAACCUUCAAAAGAUGCCGUCCCCAGCCCCCGCUGCAUACUACGACGGACUCAAGUCUCCCGGUGAUCUCGAAGGUGGGGCUCUUCGACCUGACGGCCCUCCGUCUUCGCUGUACUCGCGUCAGAAUCUGGGACUGGCCGCGCACCAGAUUUCCGUCGCCAUCGUCUACGGCUCCAUCUCCGGCGUCAUCUACUCCGUCUUGAAUAAUUAUUUGAAUCUCAGCGCCGUGCUGGUGGCGACCGCGACCGCGGUGGUGCGAGUCCCUCACGCGCUCCGACUGUUCACGGGCCUCAUCUCGGACUGCUACCCGAUCUUCGGCUACCGUCGUCGGUCGUACAUGGUGGCAGGCUGGGCGAUGGCGUUCGUCUGCUGCUUGGUCAUGGCGGUGGUUCCGUUGGGAGACCCGUACUACGGCGAUGCCUCACUCGAGGAUAUCCCUGAGAGCGAGUGGACGGUGGAGCAGCAGGCCACCAUCAACUACGACGCUCCCAAUAAGGGCAUCCACCUCAUCAUCCUCUUCAUCCUGGCCCACCUCGGCACGAUCGUUGCCUACGGAGCUGCCGAUGGGUACUUGGUCGAGCUGGUUCAGCGCGAGCCUGAGGCCAUCCGAGGCUCCAUCCAGACGGACAUCGCCAUUGUCAGCGCUGUGGCGGGGACCUUUUCGUGGGAUAUGGGCUUCGGCGGAGUCAUGGGCGUGUGCGCCGCCUUCUCGUUCGUCACCAUUCCGCUCUGCUGGUUCUCCGUGACCGAGGAGAAGGCCCCAGCACAACCCACCAAGGCCUUCUUCGCGUACCUCUACGACUUCAUGCAGUACCGCGUGAUCUACCAAGUGCUGGCCUUCCGGUUCUUCUACCACAUCUUCUCCAACUUCUCGGUCACCGCGGCCAGCAAGAUCAAGAGCAUCUGGUCGCACGUCGAGCCGCUGAACGACGGCAUCGCUAGCAUGAUCUCCUCCAUCGUGAGCUUCAUUGUGCUGUAUGCGGUGCGGAAAUGGGGGCUCAACUGGAGCUGGCGCUGGGUCGUCAUCGUCUGUCAGGUGCUUGUCGUCUUCAUCGACUGCUUCCCGACGUUCUUCACCAUUUGGGACGUGUACCGCAGUCAAUGGUUCUGGCUCGGUGUCCCUCUCCUGGCCGAGGUUCCGAGCUGUAUCGGCGAGCUGAUCGCGAAGCUCUUCGUCAUUGAAAUCGCUGACCCCGGUAGCGAGGCCACCAUCAUGGGCUUGAUCAUCACUAUCAACAACAUCGGUACACCGUUCUCCACCGUCAUGUACAAGUCCAUCGACUCGCACUUCAGCAUUACGGCGAAGGACCUCAAGAAGGACACGCACGAGGUGCGCUUGGACGUGACGUACGCGUACCUCAUCACCUACGCGUUCAACCUGGCCUCCAUCGUGUUCGUGUACUGGCUGCCGCGGCAAAAGGAGCACGUCCACGAGCUGAAGCGCACGGGAGGGAAGAGCAAGAUCAUAGGCAUUCUGACCAUCUGCGACAUCCUCUUCGGCUUCGUCUGGGUCGUCCUGACCAACGCGCUGACUCUGUCGACGUCCACGAGCUGCCUGCGUAUUGCCGGCGGAACGGGCUGCUAA